ACCUUCAUCUUCUUCUUCCUCAUCUUCUUGUUUUUGGAGGUCAUGACUGUCCAUGGAAAACCUCAUCAAUUCUCCAGAGUUUUAAGUCCAGCAUCGAUGGGGCUUAAGGAAGAGAAGAUAACUCAGCUUCAAGUAUACUGGCAUGAUAUUCUUAGUGGGAGUAACCCAUCAGCCAUUCGAGUAGCUGCUGCACCUCAGACAAACACAUCACCAACAGGGUUUGGUGCUUUGGUGAUGAUCGAUGAUCCAUUAACAGAAGGACCAGAGAUGAGUUCUAAGAUUGUUGGAAGAGCACAAGGGUUUUACUCAUCUGCUUCUCAAAGUGAAGUUGGGUUGUUAAUGGCUAUGAACUUUGCCUUCAUGGAUGGGAAGUACAAUGGGAGCACAGUAACAAUUCUAGGGAGAAACACAGUGUUUUCGAAGGAGAGAGAGAUGCCGGUGAUCGGAGGGAGUGGAGUUUUCCGAUUCGCUCGGGGAUUUGCAAAGGUUAGGACUCAUAAAUUCGAUCCUACAACUGGAGAUGCUACCGUUGUGUAUAAUAUCUAUGUUUACCAUUAUUAAUUCGUGUAUUUAAUUUGCUUUGUAAGCUCUCU
Molecule: messenger RNA, 593 nt
Organism: Telopea speciosissima
Lineage: Eukaryota; Viridiplantae; Streptophyta; Magnoliopsida; Proteales; Proteaceae
Product: dirigent protein 22-like
Exons: 1
Coding region: 43-561 (172 amino acids)
Source: RefSeq, a predicted model, not a curated record